GUCUAUUAAAAUCAUAGAGGAAAGUAAUAUAUCGGAUUGAAGUUAAUGAAAACCGAGUCCAGUGUAAUACUUUUGUUUUUGUGUUGUCUUGGCAUAAAAUGUCUUUAUCGAGUCUUUCUUCGUUAUCUGAUCAUGAAGAAGAUUUUCUACAUCAUCGUCGCCGUAUCCCAGAUAGGAUGGACAUUUUUUCGAAAUAUGAUGGUGAAGAUUUUAGAAUCCGAUAUCGAAUAUCCAAGCACGCAGUUUUGCAAAUCCGAAACAUUCUUGAUAUAGAACCAUUAACCGAAAGAAACAAGCCAAUUAAUGGCUUGACCCAGCUGCUUAUUUUUUUAAGGUUCAUUGCCACCGGAACUUCCCAGGCAGUGCUUGAUGACCUGAUCGGGAUCCACAAAUCUACCGUUUGCCGCAUAAUCCAAAGAGUUUCGCGUAAACUGGCGGAACUGAGCUCCGCGUAUAUAAAGAUGCCCAACCGCGAAGAGCUCAGGGAAGUGGCGGAAGGAUUUUUCAAAAUUGGUGGAUUGCCAAGAGUAGCAGGCGCAGUAGAUUGCACACACAUAAAAAUUAUUAGUAGAGGGGGUGUACUCUCCGAAAUGUUUCGAUGCAGAAAGGGAUUUUUCUCUGUUAAUGUACAAGUAGUGUGCGACGCUGAUGUAAAAAUUAAGGAUAUUGUUGCUCGAUGGCCUGGAUCAGUUCAUGACUGUACAAUUUUUAAUAACUCACACUUAUGUGCAGAUUUUGAAAGUGGGCGAUAUGGAAAUCACUACCUUUUGGGAGAUAGUGGUUAUGUUAAUAAAAACUUUUUGUUGGUGCCUAUUGCCAAGCCACAAACAUCUGCCGAAGAGGCAUACAACAAAUGCCACAUUGCAACGCGCAGCACGGUGGAGAGAUGCUUUGGUGUAUGGAAGCGGCGGUGUCCAUGCCUGGAGAAAGGGAUUACCCUGAAUAAAACCUCUACUGUAUUGCAGGUGAUCGUGGCUAGUGCAGUACUCCACAAUAUGUGCAUUGAUUUGGAUGAGAUGGAACCUCCCAGUGAUAUUGACAUUACGAUGGAUGAUAUAAUUACUAUACCAGACGAACCAAAUCAGACUGCAGUAUCAGUCAGAACUGCACUUAUAAAUUCCAUGUUUUCUUAAGCUGUAAGAUAAAUAAGUACCCAUAUGUUUAUGACAAACGAACUUUCGUAUUCAUAAUAUUAGUAGGAAUGUAUAUAGCGAUAAAUUUGAUAAAUUGUGAUAAAUGAAAAACCAAGAUAAGUAGCGAAACAGAUUUUUUAUAAAAUUGUAUUUUCUAAGAUUUCCAUUUUUAAUUUGUGUUCCUCUUUCAUGAACAAAAUUUCAAGAGCUAACUUCCUGCGCUCCAUUUGGGCAUUUUGUAUUUUUUUCUUGAAAUAAAGCCUCUUAAGAGCC
Molecule: messenger RNA, 1406 nt
Organism: Helicoverpa armigera (cotton bollworm)
Lineage: Eukaryota; Metazoa; Arthropoda; Insecta; Lepidoptera; Noctuidae
Product: putative nuclease HARBI1
Exons: 1
Coding region: 99-1133 (344 amino acids)
Source: RefSeq, a predicted model, not a curated record